CGAAACAAAAUAGUGGAACAAAUUCAUGCGCAUUUGGCCUUUCAUCCGAAGAAAAAGAACCCCCUCCCCCCCAAACAUAAAGAAAUCCACUCGAGAAUAUUCGAAUCUCGCUUGCUGCCAUGGAUUUGGAAAGAAUUACGUUCAAUUCUUCAUUCAAAUCUUUCAGUUUUGACAUUGCUUCUCUAAGUUUUCACUCAUUUCCUGUACCCAGAUCUAAUUUUCGUAAUGUCAGCCACAAAAUCCAAAUGCGGCACUCUUCCCGCAAACCCAGAUCCAAAAUCAGCCACCAAACAAGGCACUUUUCCCGCGAACCCAGGUUCGAUUUCGGAUCUAUUCGGGAGCCAGAUGAUGCUAUCGCUCUAUUUCAGGAAAUGGUGAGAAUUCAUCCUCGCCCUUGUGUUAUUGAUUUCAAUAGAUUAUUGAGCGCUGUAGUGAAGAUGAAACAAUACUCUGUUGCCCUCCAUCUGUUCGUCAAAAUGCUUGCAAGUGAUAUUCCUGUAGAUCGCUACACCCUGAAUAUUGCGAUUAAUUGCUGUUGCGGACUGAAAAGACCUGGUUGUGGGUUUGCGAUUUUAGGCAGCUUUUUCAAGCUUGGGCAUGAGCCUGAUGCUGUAACCUUCACCACUCUCAUUAAAGGUCUUAUGUUGGUUGGAAAGAUCGUAGAGGCGGCAAAACUGUUUGAAAAGAUGUCGGUCGAAGCUAAUGCAGUUACUUAUAACACAGUGAUAAAUGGAUUGUGCAAAGCUGGACAUACCCUCCAGGUGCUUGAUUUGCUCAGGUUAUGGGAAAGAGGAAGUUGCAAGCUCGAUGUUAUUGGUUACAACACAAUAAUUUAUCAUCUAUGCAAGAAUGGAAUGGUUGACGAUGCUCUCCAACUCUUCUCCACCUUGGCUGAUAAGGCUAUUUCACCUGAUGCUUUGACAUAUGGUUCCAUGAUUUGGGGGUUAUGCAAUUUAGGGAGAUCGAAUGAAGCUGGAAACAUGUUAAAUGAGAUGGUGGCUAAUGAGGUCUACCCAAAUGUGAUUACUUGUUCUGUUCUGGUGAAUGCUUUUUGUAAAGAGGGAAGAAUGGAAAAGGCGAAUGGUAUUUUGGAACUCAUGAAUCAAAUAGAUGCUCAACCCAACAUUAAAAUUUACAGUGCAUUGAUCAAUGGAUAUUGCUUGCAAGGUGAAAUGAACAAGGCCAUAAACAUGUUUGAUUUAGCAGUGAAAUCCGCCAUCGAUCAUAAUAUUAAAAGCAACAGUACCUUGAUGAACGUGUAUUGUAAAAUGGGACGAGCGGAUGAAGUUUCGCGUCUUUUUAUCACAUUUCUUGCAAAAGGGUUGGAGCGCGAUGUUGUUUCUUAUAGCAUCAUGCUACAUGCCUUAUUUCGUGAAGGAAGGUGUGAAGAUGGUUUGAAUUUGUUCAAAGAGAUGGAGGUUCUACAACUUUCUCCUAAUAUAAUAACUUACAAUAUCAUGUUGGAUGGCUUGUGCAGUGCUUGUCGCAUUAGUCAAGCAUUUUCGAUGUUGCAUACCAUGGAAGAUGUAGGCAUCAUUCCCAACAUAGUAACUUACAAUGUUCUAAUUAAGGGAUUGUGCAAUUAUAAUAAAGUUGACAGGGCAAAAGAUCUUUUAGACGAGCUUCCAUCCAAAGGUUUGCAGCCUACAGUCGUAACAUAUACAAUCCUUAUUGGUGCACUUUGCAGAAAAGGGCGGAUAGAGGAGGCAAAAGUCUUACUGAUUCAAAUGGUGGACAAUGGUUGCUUGCCUAAUAGAGCGACUUACAAUGUUUUUGUUCGAGAACUUCUCAAAACGAACAAGAUGCCUAAAGAUGCUUUGCCGCUCUGGGAAGAGAUGAACUCAAGGGGCUUUAUACCUGACACCACUACUUUGCCACUCUUGGAAGAGAAUAAUUCGAGGAGCUGAACACUUGAUGCCACUACUUUUUCAAUGCUACUUGAAGAGUUUGGCAACGGAAGGCCGUGAUAGUGUUCUCUUUGAUAAGGUUAUGAAACUCGUACUGAAAAAUAUCUAUUCUGUUUCUGAUUGACAUGAGAAACCAUCCAUGGUAUCCAAUUUAUCAUCAACAAUUAUAAUCCUCAACAUCCACCAUUUUAGAUUUUUAAUUGA
This is a messenger RNA of Salvia miltiorrhiza (redroot sage), 2111 nucleotides long. Its product is annotated as putative pentatricopeptide repeat-containing protein At1g12700, mitochondrial. NCBI's taxonomy places the organism in Eukaryota, Viridiplantae, Streptophyta, Magnoliopsida, Lamiales, Lamiaceae. The transcript has a single exon. Bases 120 to 1907 code for a protein of 595 amino acids. The record is from RefSeq and is a predicted model, not a curated record. Gene Ontology annotation, molecular function: protein binding.